Hibiscus syriacus is the source of this 1001-nucleotide messenger RNA. Its product is annotated as FCS-Like Zinc finger 6-like. The transcript has 2 exons. NCBI's taxonomy places the organism in Eukaryota, Viridiplantae, Streptophyta, Magnoliopsida, Malvales, Malvaceae. The record is from RefSeq and is a predicted model, not a curated record. The coding region runs from base 98 to 622 and encodes 174 amino acids.
UUCACUUCUCUGUCCUCUCUCUCACAUAUAGUUUGUUCUCUCAAAGCUUUUCCUCGGAGAACUUUCGAGGAGUAAAGAAAAUAACGAAAGAAAGAAGAUGAUGCUAGGGAAGAGACCCAGGCCGAGGCCACCAAUGAAGAGAACAACAAGCUUGUCAGAUAUCACUUCUGAUCUAAACACAACCGGGGCUGAAGCUCCGCCGUCUGAUCCACGUAAUAACCCUUUUAAAAACCACCCGAAACAGGAUGCUGCCCUUCCUGGUGGCGUUUGGGGUCCACAGAUACGGGCUAAUGGUGGUGGUGGCAGUGAUGGUGGAGGGUUAGAUCAAGAGUUGAUGGCGACGGUGUCACCUAGAGUUCAUAGAAGACAUUCAGCUGAUUUCAUGGAAACCUCUCAUUUCUUAAGGUCCUGCGGCCUUUGCAGACGUCGCCUUGUUCCCGGGCGUGAUAUUUACAUGUAUAGGGGUGAUAGUGCAUUUUGUAGCCUAGAGUGCAGGCAACAGCAGAUGAACCAAGACGAGACGAUAGAGAAAUGUUCGGUAGCAUCGAAAAAACAAGCCGUCGCUUCAUCUGCUGCAAGAUCCAGUGUCUCCGCCAAGGAUGAGACGGUUGCCGCCGUUUAGCUAUAUUAAUCACUGUGGCUCACUUUCCAUGCUACUAGAAGGAAUCCAUCCAUAUAUAUAUAUAUAUAUGUAUGUAUGUAUGUAUGUAUGUAUAUAUGUAUGUAUGUAUACUCUCCGCCAAGGAUGAGACGGUUGCCGCCGUUUAGCUAUAUUAAUCACUGUGGCUCACUUUCCAUGCUACUAGAAGGAAUCCAUACGUAUGUAUGUGUGUGCGCGUGCGCGUGUGGAACAAGUUUUAGCUUUGUAAUGCUAAUGGGACAAGUUUUGGACAUACUAUUUUAUAUGGAUAAAAAAAAUUAUACACAAAAAAUUUAAAUCUCUACUUCAGUUUUCCCUAUAAUAUCCCCUUAUCUUUUGCUAGUAAAGAUUUGCAGAUUCA